Molecule: messenger RNA, 708 nt
Organism: Dujonia railenensis
Lineage: Eukaryota; Fungi; Ascomycota; Pichiomycetes; Serinales; Debaryomycetaceae
Source: the annotation of a GenBank genome assembly
AUGAGAUUAACAACCCAAGUGAUAUUGGAUGCACCAUAUAUCAUAAACCCCGAGGGAAGUACAGUUCUUCAGCUUCGUGGACUAAAAAUUCCCCUUAUAGAAAACUUGGGGGUUACAAAAGAUGCUUAUGAUGUGAUUGACCUUGUAGAUAAUCAACUCAUCGAUAUUAAGAACUUCCCUAAAUUAAGGAAUUUAAGGGGUCUUUUACUAGCCAGGAAUAAUGUGGUGAGGAUCAGUCAAUUGAACCUAGGAGAAAAUUUACCAAAUUUGGAGUUUAUAACUCUAGUAAAUAAUAAUAUUAAAAGCUUUAGCUCUAUAAAAGGAUUGACAAGUUGCCCCAAACUAGCUCACAUAUCGCUAAAUGAAAAUGCCAUAACGGAACAAUCCAACUAUAGAAUAAUAAUGGCCUGGUUAAUCCCCUCAUUAAAUGUCCUAGAUUUUAGUAAAGUAAAGCAAUCGGAAAGAGAGCGCGGGUUGGAAAUUUUUGGAACCAAGGAAGAGCCUACCACACUUGGAAAGCAAGUACUAGAAGGCGUCAACAACGGCAGCGCUGACGUAAUUGUACAAGAAGUCAAUAAAGAAGAUAGAGACUUGAAAACAGUUGUGCAAAGAUUAAGUGACGAAGAGAAAGCGAAGUUGGUUGAAGAGUUGGAAAGUGCUGAAAGUAUAGAAGACAUUGAAAGAAUCGAGGCUGCCUUAAGGCAAUAA